AUGCCGAGCAAACGCAGAACAGAGUCCAGCGCUGGUUCUGCUUCAGCCUCUGGCAAGCCUUCCAAGAAGUUCAAGAAGACGGAGGAGUUGGAGCGUGGGGCAGACGAACUACUUCCUUCUUCAAAGACUCGUGCUAGUGCUGAUAAUCCUACUGGUAGAUUUCUCGGUGAACCAGUUGCCGAUCAGGAAGCAAGGCAACGCUGGCCCCAUCGGUACCAGGGGAAUGGAAAGAAAAAGAGGCAAUCUGUUGGAUCAAAUGCAAACAAUGAUGUUGACGAGGAGAUUAUUCAAGCUCGCCGACACUAUACACAAGCAGAAGUAGAUGAUUGUAUUGAUUACAAGCUUAAUGAUGAUGCUCAUGUGAAAGCUGAAGAUGGGAAGCUGAAUUAUAUUUGUAAGAUCGUUGAAAUGUUUGAAGCUGUUGAUGGUGCAUUGUACUUCACAGCACAAUGGUAUUAUAGGGCGGAAGACACUGUUAUCAAGAACCUUGGAUAUUUAAUUGAUCCAAAGCGAGUUUUCUUUUCAGAAAUUCGGGAUGAUAAUCCUCUUGAUUGUCUUGUUGAAAGGCUAAACAUUGCUAGAGUACCUCUAAAUAUGGAUUUGGAUGCCAAGAAGAAAUUAAUCCCACCCUGUGAUUAUUACUGUGAUACGCUGUAUCUUCUGCCAUACUCCACAUUCGUUAACCUGCCAUCAGAGAGUCGAGAAACUGCUAGUGAGACAUCAUCAACCAUAUCUUCUGAGGUGGACGUAAAAGGAAGAUCUGUGCAUAACUCUAUGCUUGAAGAAGUUUCUCAAGUUGAAGAACAUAAAGAACAAGAGGUCAAAUUACUAGAUUUAUACUCAGGUUGUGGUGCAAUGUCUACUGGUCUGUGUCACGGUGGAAUUUUGUCUGGUUUGAACCUUGUAACUAAAUGGGCUGUGGACCUGAACAGAUAUGCUUCUCAGUGUCUGGAAAUGAACCAUCCUGAAACAGAGGUUAGAAACGAAAUGGCUGAAAAUUUCCUAUCAUUAUUGAAGGAGUGGGAGAAACUAUGUAAUUAUUUUUCUUUGAUCAAAAGCAAUGUACCUCAUCAAUACGAUGAUCUCUUUAGCGCAGCAGAAGAAGAAGAUGAUGACGAUACCGACAGUGAAGAAGAUGAAAGUGAUGAAGAAGGUGAAGUAUUUGAAGUUUCAAAAGUGCUUGCCAUAUGCUAUGGCGAUCCAAAUAACAAAAAAGAGCAGGGUUUGCACUUGAAGGUCAGCUGGAAGGGUUAUGAUUCUGACGAAGACACUUGGGAGCCAAUUGAGGGUCUAAGUAAUUGCAAGAAAACUAUAAAGGAAUUUGUCAUUGAAGGCUUCAACAAGAAGAUCUUACCUUUACCAGGAGAUGCUGAUGUGAUUUGUGGCGGACCCCCAUGCCAAGGCAUUAGUGGUUUUAACCGCUUCCGGAACAAAGAAAGUCCUUUGAGCGAUGAAAAAAAUAAGCAACUUGUUGUAUUCAUGGACAUUGUAGAAUACUUGAAGCCUAAGUUUGUAUUGAUGGAAAACGUCGUCGAUCUCGUGAAGUUUUCUAAUGGAUUUCUUGGGAGGUAUGCAUUGGGUCGGUUGCUUCAGAUGAACUAUCAGAGUCGCAUGGGAAUCAUGGCCGCUGGCGCCUACGGUCUCCCCCAGUUUCGCCUUCGUGUUUUUCUUUGGGGGCCCCUGAGUCUUGAAAAGCUUCCUCAGUUUCCACUUCCAACUCAUGAUGUUGUAGUAAGAGGCGUCAUUCCUUUAGAGUUUGAGACAAGUCUUGUUGGUCAUGACGCGGGAGCAGAUGUCCAGUUGCAGAAAAAGCUUUUGUUACAAGAUGCAAUCUCUGAUCUACCUCCUGUUGAAAAUGAUGAAAGUCGUGAUGAGAUACCCUAUAGUAAACCUCCCCAGACAGAGUUUCAGCGGUUUAUUAGAUUAAACAGAAAUGAAAUGUUAGGCAUUCCAGAGAGUUCAAAAUCAAUAAAGAAGAUGAUAUAUGAUCAUCGUCCACUUGAAUUAAAUAACGACGAUUAUCAACGCGUGUGUCAGAUCCCCAGAAGAAAGGGUGCAAAUUUCAGGGACUUACCUGGUGUACGUGUGCGAUCAGAUAACAGGGUUGAAUGGGACCCUGAUGUAGAACGUGUAUAUUUAGAAUCAGGAAAGCCACUGGUGCCAGAUUAUGCCAUGUCCUUUAUUAAUGGUUCUUCAUCCAAACCAUUUGCAAGAUUGUGGUGGGAUGAAACCAUACCAACUGUUGUGACAAGAGCAGAGCCACAUAAUCAAGUAUGCUGA
Messenger RNA from Neltuma alba, 2280 nucleotides. Its product is annotated as DNA (cytosine-5)-methyltransferase CMT3-like. The transcript has 20 exons. Gene Ontology annotation, cellular component: nucleus. The record is from RefSeq and is a predicted model, not a curated record. Gene Ontology annotation, biological process: negative regulation of gene expression via chromosomal CpG island methylation. The coding region runs from base 1 to 2280 and encodes 759 amino acids. Gene Ontology annotation, molecular function: DNA (cytosine-5-)-methyltransferase activity; DNA binding; chromatin binding. Lineage: Eukaryota; Viridiplantae; Streptophyta; Magnoliopsida; Fabales; Fabaceae.